Molecule: messenger RNA, 1011 nt
Organism: Schizosaccharomyces octosporus yFS286
Lineage: Eukaryota; Fungi; Ascomycota; Schizosaccharomycetes; Schizosaccharomycetales; Schizosaccharomycetaceae
Product: DNA methyltransferase
Exons: 2
Coding region: 1-1011 (336 amino acids)
Molecular function (GO): methyltransferase activity
Source: RefSeq, a predicted model, not a curated record
AUGGAAAAAGGGACACAAAAAAUACGGGUUUUAGAGCUAUAUUCUGGGAUUGGGGGUAUGCAUUAUGCAUUAAAGGCAUCAAACGUACCGUUCGAAAUAGUUUGUGCGAUUGAUAUUAAUCCCCUCGCGAAUAGGGUGUACUAUCAUAAUUUAGAACAUCGAGCUAAGCAUAUAGACAUUACUAAACUUAAUGCGGCUGAAUUAGAUGAGUACCAGUGUGAUUUAUGGACAAUGAGUCCAAGUUGUCAGCCAUAUACACGCAUAGGGAAACAGCAAGAUGUGCAAGAUCCAAGAUCUCAUGCAUUUCUUCAUUUGCUAGAGGAACUUCCAAAAAUGAUGAGUCCACCGGAGUACAUCUUAAUUGAAAAUGUUCAAGGGUUUGAAAGCAGUAUAACUGCUCAUAGUUGUCGAGAGGUUUUAAAAAAGAUGGGAUAUUAUAUAAUAGAAGGAAAUUUAACGCCCAAGGAAUUUGACAUUCCCAAUUCACGUUGUCGAUGGUAUGGCCUAGCCAGAAAAGAUGCAUCAGUAAACUGGAGCUUUGAUGAUAUCAGGACGGCUCCAUUUGAAGACAGUUACAAAAACCAAGAAUUGAGGUUAAUUGAUUUCUUGGAAGAGGGAGUUAACCUUGAAUCAUAUUUUCUUCCAGAAAAACUUAUGUUUCGUUAUGGGCAUCAACUGGAUAUAGUAAAACCAACAAGCACUAACUGUUGUUGUUUUACCAGAGGGUAUGCACAAUUAAUACAAGGAUCAGGGUCAGUUUUACAGACCUCGGACCAUGAAAACAUAGCAGAGCAAUUCGAAAAAGAUAGGAUGUCUCUAAGACUUCGAUACUUCACUGCAAGGGAAAUUGCAAGGAUUAUGGGUUUCCCAGAUUCAUUUCAAUGGAAGGAAUUGGGAAUAUCUGAAAAAACCAUGUAUCGUUUACUAGGAAAUAGCAUUAACGUGAACGUGGUUUCACGACUUCUCACAUACCUACUGAACAAUCUUACUAGCAGACAAAAAAAGACAUAA